UGUCAUUGUGUCAUUGUCAGAUCGCCUGUCGGUGGGGAAGCUUUCUUAUUCGGGAGUUGGUUAGUAUAGUAAGGCAACGUCACGAUAAAAACGCCGUUGCAGAUAAAUAAAAUAGUGGAAUUAUUAUACUUUUAAUCUAAGAAGUCUCUCUUUUGAUUCCCACAUAACAAGCUACAAGGAGGCGCGCAGCCACAGUGAUCAUGAUGAAGAAACUGUUUCAUCUAGUUGGAGCCAUUCAAUUUUUCUAUGGAUGUUACUAUGACUACGUGUAUGUCAAUAUACCAGCAACUCCAACAUCAUUUACACCUUAUGGAGGCAAAUUCAAAUAUUUAACAUAUCUAGAUGCGAUGAUACAAACUGCAUACUUCACUCUGGCAUUCCUCAAUGAUAUUGUUGGAAAUAAUGAGCCAUCACCGUCUGAGAAGCCCCUCAUAAGGAGAUUGAAGGACAGAGUGUUCAGUGCUCUAGCUUUCCCAUUAGCAAUAUUUGUUGGAGUAUCAUUCUGGGCCAUAUAUGCCAUUGAUAGAGAGUUAAUUUUGCCCAGAAGCAUGGAUGCAUACUUCCCACUGUGGCUUAACCAUGUGAUGCAUACAAAUAUAGUUGUGUUCAUAUUGAUAGAGCUCCUCACAUCGUUCAGGAUGUAUCCUAAGAGAAAAGCUGGCCUUACUAUUCUAUCUACUUUCAUGAUUUGCUACUUAAUUUGGGUACAUGUGAUUUACUUCAACACUGGCAUUUGGGUGUACCCUAUUUUGAGUGUUCUAAACUGGCCCUUGAGAGUAGGUUUCUACUUAUUCUGUCUUGCAUUCGCUUGUGGUGCUUACUGUUUAGGAGAAAAUAUCAACAAAACAGUUUGGUCUACGGAGGUUGAAAAAACUGUAAGAUCUGGAAAGAAAAAGGCUAAAUAAUAAUUUAGUAACUACUUAGCUAGAAUAGGCUGGUGGUAAUCUCACCACUUGUGAGGUUUGUAAUUUGUCUAAGAUAUUCUUAUUGGUGGAUGGUUUAUGAAGUAGGAUGCAUUUUAACUAUGGCUUUGGAAGGAAAUUUAGAUUGUAGAAUUGAGGAAGAGUAAUAUUAUAAGUAAACCAUUUGCAUUUCUUUUUAUCUUAUUAUUUGAUUUUGAAGGAAGUGAUAAUAAAAACCCCAUAAUAUUUUUAUUUGUGUAGAAUGAGAUGCCUAUUGAUGCAUCUGUAUCCAGUCCAAACAUAUACCUACAUUAGUAAUGUUUAUAAUAAUGUGUGGAAUGAUAUUAUUUUAUACACACACUAUUGAUUGUUACCUAUACAUAUAGGUGAUUGUGUGUAGAUAUUAAGUAUUUCUUACUAGAAGUGUUCUUGAGUACUCAUAAUUUAUGCCUACAUUUUAAAAUGUGGUGUGAUUUCUUUUACUGUCUGAUUUAUUCUAGAAGUAUAUGACCGAUUACAAUUUUUUAUAAUUUCUAAUAUUAUAUUAAUUAUUUUAAAACCAUUUAAAUUCAUUAACAAAACCUAUUACCGCGAUCUUUUUGCGGAAGGACAAGACAAUGAAUACUGUUUUAAAAAAAAUAGUAAAAUCACGUGACUUUGCGCUAUUUUUUAAAUGCCGUGUUAACAUGUCGUGAUAAAAUAGACGUUUCAUUGUAAUAAACCGUAACAACCAGUUUUACCCACCUGCCAAUGUACAGUUAUUCAUCUCUGUAAUAUUCAAAUACUAGUUAUUUUAAGAACAAGGCUAUGUUUUAUCUACUGAAUGGUUCUCAAUGCGACUUGUUUCUUGAUUACGUAAUUAUAAUUGAGAUAACCACUUAUAUUAUAAUGAUAACAUGAAACAGACAUUGGUUGUGAAUGAAUUCAGCAAUAAAUAUACUAUGUAUUAAUUCAGAAAUUAAUACUCGUUGUCAGCAGUAAUCGAUUUCGCUGCUAAAUUAAAUGAAGGUUUUGUGAGUACCUACCAAUUUUAACGUACAAAUAAAGAGUUAAUCGUUUAAAUAGUUAAUUAUAUAAAUAGGUACUUAUGUAUAUCGUACUGUAGUUAAAUCUAAUCGUACUCGCUAGCAUGACUUGAUUCUUUAUUAUUGAUAAUAAUAAUAACUUACGUGUCUCUUGAAAUAUUACGUCAGCAUUAAAAAUAUGUAAUUGUGAAGCUUUAAUAUAUUAACGAAAAACAAAUUAAUCGCUUAUUGGCCUGAAUAUUGUGAGUGUGAACGAUAGAUAACGUAAUACUUACUUAGGUAUUUUACUUAAAAAACCGCAAGAACAUUCGUAUUUCUCAAGUGUUGAUUGAUAUUAAGCUUUAUUAGUAUCGUAAAUAAUAUUCAUAUUCAUAUACUCUUGCUGAAGAGUCACAAAUUGUUGAAAUAUUUUUAAGAAGAAAAUAAAACAAACUUUGUAUCUAUGUAAUUAUAAAGAUAACUCUUUGAUAUAGGUAGAGAAUAUCAUUCCAAACAGUACGAUAGGAGCUAAUUAGAAGCGUUACUCAUUGGUCUAUUAUCUGAUAUGUAAUUGUUAUUAUUUAUUUUGUUAUUUUUUUAUUGUAACCUUGACGUAGAAAUUGUUAAUUGCCGCUAGAGAUUGAUAGAAACCAGUGUUAAAUUAAAUUCAAUAUUGUUAAAUAAAGAUUUUAUAUUUUAUUUAAUAUUUAUUUUAAUUUAUUACAAAUACCAAAUAGUGUCCAAUAGAUUAACGUUGUUGGAAUAGAUUGGUAGACUUAGGUAUAUUUAUAAAGAGCUCUCUAUAGAAAUGGCUAGCAAGAGAAAAUAAAAAUAAGGCUUAUUCAUUGGAUGCGUUGUUUUUGAUCAAGGACCGGCUUAUGAUGUGGUUAUGCACUAAUUCUCUCUAGAAUUUACUAAACGGUUUGAUAACAAUGAUUUCGAUGGACUUUGGACUCCAUGACUAAUAUAAACCGAAGGUCGACGAGUCAUGGUACAAAAUAAUCAAUUUCUAGAGAGAAUGAUACGAUACGAUCAAAGGUCUACUCUAGGAACAAGUUUGUUAAUUGAGUCAGAUAAUUUUAAGAAGUUUUUGAUCGUCGUAUCGUGUGCGUAUUGUUUGCCCUUUGGUGCCUACCUAUUUUGGUCCAGUGCCUAUUCUGCCUAAAUAGACAAUGAAGUGUUCAAUCACUGUACGAAUGAACUUUAAGCAUCCGAUCAUUAUUGUAAGAAAGCAAUAAAUUUUAUAUAAGAAAUAAAUUGUUUAUAACAGC
Spodoptera frugiperda (fall armyworm) is the source of this 3177-nucleotide messenger RNA. RefSeq names its product androgen-induced gene 1 protein. The transcript is spliced from 3 exons. Gene Ontology annotation, cellular component: membrane; endomembrane system. Bases 201 to 905 code for a protein of 234 amino acids. Lineage: Eukaryota; Metazoa; Arthropoda; Insecta; Lepidoptera; Noctuidae. The record is from RefSeq and is a predicted model, not a curated record.